AUGCCACCAAAGAAGAAGACCGGCGAUGACGGUGCUGAAGCUGGCGGCGACGGCAAAUUCCGCUGGACCGCCGAAAACGAGCGCACUCUCCUCCUCCUAGCCAUGAACCGCGGCACCCUGACCAAAGACGACUACCACAAAAUGGUCGGCGCCUUCCCUGGUCCUGGUACAAACUGGGACGCCAUCCGCCAGCGCUUCAUCAAGAUGCGCAAGGAGCAGCGUGCGCUUUGUGAGCAGCUAGAUUGGCCUCUCCCUUGUGACGCGGAGAAGACUCCUUCGAAGACUCCGGGCAAGUCGCCGAAGAAGAGGGGCGCUGCUGAUAAGGGCGAGGAGGGUGGUGACGGUGCUGGUGGUGAUGCUGGGGUUGCUGGUGAGAUGGAGUCGCCUGCUAAGAAGCCGCGUGCCCGCAAGCCAAAGAAGGAGGUUGUUCAGAAGGAGGUCCAGGAGGAUGAUGGGCUUGGUGGUGAGCUGUUUCGUGAGCUGAAUGGGGAUGAUGGCUUUGUCAAGGAGGAGUUGGUUGAGGAGGAUGUCUAG
This is a messenger RNA of Alternaria ventricosa, 534 nucleotides long. RefSeq lists its product as uncharacterized. The transcript has 4 exons. The coding region runs from base 1 to 534 and encodes 177 amino acids. The record is from RefSeq and is a predicted model, not a curated record. NCBI's taxonomy places the organism in Eukaryota, Fungi, Ascomycota, Dothideomycetes, Pleosporales, Pleosporaceae.